This is a messenger RNA of Oryzias latipes (Japanese medaka), 1216 nucleotides long. RefSeq names its product mitochondrial amidoxime reducing component 1 (gene marc1). Gene Ontology annotation, biological process: nitrate metabolic process. Gene Ontology annotation, cellular component: mitochondrial inner membrane. The record is from RefSeq and is a predicted model, not a curated record. NCBI's taxonomy places the organism in Eukaryota, Metazoa, Chordata, Actinopteri, Beloniformes, Adrianichthyidae. Gene Ontology annotation, molecular function: pyridoxal phosphate binding; nitrate reductase activity; molybdenum ion binding.
UCUGUGAACGCCUCGCGGUGCUGCUGUCUUUACUUAGAACUUAGAAAAGUUCUGGCUUCAUUUUAAAAAAGUCUGCUGAACUUCAUGGACCUGCGGGAUCUGGCUGUGGGCGCGCUGGCCCAGAACAGGAGGACGGCUCUUCUGCUCGGAACCGGAGCCGCGCUCCUGGGACUCGUGCUCGUGUACAAACGCACGCGGAAGGCAGAAAAAAGCGUGCGCGUGGGCGCAGUGUCGCAGAUUUUCAUCCACCCCCUGAAGUCCGGCAGAGCGCGGCCAGUGGCGCUCGCGGAGUGUCAGAAAAUGUGUCUGAAAAGCGGCGAGAUGCUGGAUCGACACUGGAUGGUGGUGACUGAGGAUGGUCACAUGGUCACGGGCCGGCAGGAGCCUCGCCUGGUUCUGGUGUCCCUGACCUGUGAAGGAGGUCAAGUGAGUCUGAACGGGCCGAACAUGGAAGAGCUGAAGCUCCCCAUCCAUCAGCCGGACAAUCCUGUCAUGGACUGCAGGUUGUUCGGCGCUGACGUUCAGGGCAGGGACUGCGGUGACGCGGCGUCCGACUGGCUUGGACGUUUUUUGACGGGGGAGAAACGCUUUCGCUUGGUCCAUUUUGAGCCUCAGCUGAAGGCCAGGAGACCAGCUGAGAGCGAGCCUCUCUUCCCUAAAAGCGAGGUGGUGGCGUACCCAGAUUACGGACCUGUGAUGCUGCUGUCUGAGGCCUCUAUUCAGGAUCUGAACAGCAGGUUGGGGAAGGAGAUAAAGCCGGAGCAGUUCCGCCCGAACAUCGUGAUCAGCGGCUGCAAGGCCUUCGAUGAGGAUUCGUGGGAAGAGAUCCAGGUUGGUAGUGUGCGGCUGCAGCGGGUGAUGUCAUGUGGAAGGUGCCUCUUCACCACAGUUGAUCCGGAAACAGGUGUGAUCAACAGGAAGGAGCCUCUGGAAACACUGAAGAGCUAUCGCCUGUGCCAGCCAGAGGAGCAGCACAUCUACAAAAAGUCUCCUCUGUUUGGACAGCUGCACACCGUGAAGAGGGCCGGGGUGCUCCAGGUCGGCGACCCCGUUUACAAAAUCAGCCGUUGAGUGUGUGAGGAGGAAGACGUGAUUGGAGCACAAAUCUGUGCAAAUGUGCUCCAGUGUUAGAAGAUAAGUCCUUAAAUGUGAUUCUAAAGAACUCAGAUGAAUCUGUGUUUGCACAAUUUCAAAAUAAAACUUUGAUUAUUCCAAA